Messenger RNA from Cololabis saira (Pacific saury), 3575 nucleotides. It is a transcript of the gene lrrn2, whose product is annotated as leucine rich repeat neuronal 2. The record is from RefSeq and is a predicted model, not a curated record. Bases 610 to 2988 code for a protein of 792 amino acids. The transcript is spliced from 2 exons. NCBI's taxonomy places the organism in Eukaryota, Metazoa, Chordata, Actinopteri, Beloniformes, Belonidae. Gene Ontology annotation, molecular function: protein binding. Gene Ontology annotation, cellular component: extracellular matrix.
GAAAGAGACUCGAUCUGUGCCAAUUUUCUCCUCUGCUUUAGAGAGAAAGGGAGAGAGAGAGAUUGAGAAGCAGGGCCAGGGAAGUGAUAUUUCAGGAAUCUUAAGAGGUAAAUAAACGAGAGACCGAGAAGAAGGAGAGAGGAAAGGGGAGUCUCAGCAUGUGAAGAAUUUGCAAAGAAAAGACUGAAAGCAAAUGGAGUAAGAAGAAAAGACAGAGACAGAGAUGUAAUCAAUGCUUCUGUUGGGUGACCUGUGACAUCCCAACCGUUGACUCCUCUACAUGUGGUCAGGAUGUGAGACCAGCGUGACAGUAAAGGCAUCAUCAAACCACAGCCACAGCCCUGCUCUACUCCUGCAAUUAAACUGACACCUCAAAAUGCAGUCGGUAUUGAAGGGGUUUCCAGAAUAACAAGUAUAGGUUUUAGCUUUGUUUUUUGUUUGUUCUGCUUUGUAGGCUAUUUCUUUUUUCUUAUUCCUCUUUAUGAUGUUAUGCAAUGAGCCAUAUGUUGUACAAUUACAAAUUGUCCACACACCUUCCCUUCCAAUGAUUCAUCCGUUGUCUCAGUAAUAAACUCUUCCUCGCCUCGUCUGAAUUGGCUCCUGUGACCCAUGAGGAUUAUGAGGCCGGCUGUAGUGCUUCUACAAUCACAUUGCCUGUUGUGUGUGUUCACUGGUGUGUAUGUGUCCAUUGUGUUGGGCUCGCUACCUCCCGCACUCCCGUGGCAUGUCUCCUGCCCGGCGAGGUGUGUGUGUCAGAUCAAACCAUGGUUCUCUCCCGUUUCUGUCUAUCAUGAGGCUCCGACUGUGGACUGCAAUGACCUGCUGUUGACCAAGCUCCCUGUGUUUAUUCCUGUAAACACACACACCCUGCACCUCCAGAGCAACCUCCUGUCAGUCCUGGAUACAGCCGUGCUGCAUGGACUCCCAAAUCUCACUGACUUGGACCUUUCCCAGAACCACUUCAGUCACGUCAGGACGUUAACUCAAAGGUCUCCCUGGCCUUCUCUGCUGUCCCUACACCUGGAGGAAAACCACAUCAGCCACCUUCAUGAAGCUUCUUUCUCAUCACUGCCAACUUUGCAAGAACUGUUUCUCAGUCACAACAACUUACAUUCGAUAGCACCCGGAGCCUUCACUGGUUUGGACUCCCUUCUCCGUCUUCAUCUGAACAACAACAGACUCAACACUGUUGACCCCCAGUGGUUCAGGGCUUUGCCUCACUUGGAGGUUCUCAUGCUUGGGGGUAACCCUGUGGAGGCUCUGCCCGAGAGGGGCUUUGUGGCACUCAAAUCCCUCCGGAGCCUCGUUCUUGGUGGCAUGGGUCUGAGAGAUUUGGCAGAAAAAGCACUGGAAGGGCUUGAUAACCUAGAAAGCCUUUCCUUUUAUGACAACCUGUUGACAAAGGUUCCAACUAAAGCCCUCAUGAGAGUCCCAGGACUAAAGUUUCUAGACCUCAACAAGAACCACAUCAAACUAAUUGACACAGGAGACUUCAGAGAUAUGGUCCACCUGAAGGAGCUAGGCCUGAACAACAUGGAGGAGCUGGUAUCCAUUGAAAAAGGAGCGUUGGAGAACCUCCCAGAGCUCACCAAACUCGAGAUAACCAAUAACCCACGUCUCUCUUACAUUCACCCUCAGGCUUUUGUCCAAGUGAGCAGGCUAGAGAGUCUUAUGCUCAACUCCAACUCUCUGAGCGCUCUGCACCAGCACGUCAUGCUUUCCCUUCCAAGUCUUCAGGAAGUCAGCUUGCACUCCAAUCCACUGCGAUGUGACUGCCUGUUUCGCUGGGCCACCAAAAACACCUCACAUCCUCACAUACAGAGGGACAAACAAACAGAGAAAGGAACACCCCGGGUGGUGCGUUUCAUCCAACCCCAAGCAACCUUAUGCUUUGACCCUCCCGAACUGAGAGCCCGCAUGGUGAGAGAGGUGUCCUCAGGGGAGAUGUCCACCUCCUGCCUGCCCAGUAUUCCUGCCAGCUCCCUUCCUUCCUAUGUGGGGGUUCAAGAAGGGGGCAAAGUGUUUUUGCACUGCCGAGCUCUUGCAAAUCCACAGCCUAAACUCUACUGGGUGACUCCUUCUGGCCUGAGACUUGGACCUUUAUCAAGCCAUGAAUCAAAACGCUCAGGUCCUGCCCUCUGCAAGAACCUAACAACUUCUGAGGGAUUCAAACACUCUUCUGCCUCCAUUGCCCAGCACCAGCAGACUCAAGAAUCCACAUGCCAAACCUUUAAACAUUACAAAUUAUUGCCAGAGGGAACUUUGGAGAUCAGCAAAGUCAGCCCGAGAGAGGCAGGAACGUAUACGUGUGUGGCUGAGAACGCAUUAGGAGCAGAUACGCGCAGUGUUACUGUGGGAGUGCACAACAGAGGACAUGGUAGAAGACGGGGGGUGGCAACUAAACCAGAUAGACUUCAAGCAAUCAGAGCAGAUGCCAGAUUGGAGUUGAGAGAAGUUGGAAAACACUAUGCUAUCUUGUCUUGGCAAAACAGACAUAGCCUCCCCUCAACCCGCCUGUCCUGGCAGGCCAUAAACACUGAUGCUCACACACCAAUAUACACCACACGAAUCCUGGCUGGCUCACAGAGCUUCAACCUGACUCACCUGCAGGCAGAGACAUUUUACAGAGUGUGUCUGCAUUUGGGGAUUAGUGAGGGUGCCAAGCAUGUAAACUGGAGAUCAAGGAAAAGCAGAAAGCCUCAGUGUGUGUCAUUCAGGACAAAAGAGCUCCCAUGGUCUCAGCCUGGCCUGCAGCUCAACCUGGAGAUGACCUCCACAGCAGUCACACUGAUUCUUCUUGCACUUGUACUGCUCCUGGCUGGCCAGGGUUGGAACAGUGAGCUCAGGGAGGCAGUGGGAGAGCACCACAAUACCCUCCAUCAGAUCAUUAAGGGGCCGAAGACUGUGAUCAUCAAUCAGAAGGCAAAAGAAAAUGACAAACAUCCACCAAAUGAUUGUGAGAAACUGCUACUGCAUCAGAUCUGCUGAGAUAAUUGUGUACAUUCCAAUGAUGACAACAAACACAGAAAUAUACAUGCGUAACGUGACAGAUAAGACUUUGCUACUCACAACCAGAUGAGAGAAAUCUGAGAUGGUGGUAUAGAAAGAGAUUUGUAUCUAUUUUAUAUACAGUAUCAAAUAUAUAUUGACAUUGUUUCUGUGUUAAGAUGUGGUGUAAAUAAUGCAUAUUCACUAACCAGGGAAAUGAAAGCGGACAAUCAUACUCCUUACUGCACAAUGAACAAGCAUGGGAGAAUCAGCUUGGUCUGAGCUGUCUACGACUGCUGAACUGAAACUAAAACGAGCUUGAUGCAACCCAGGAACAGACAUUUUGCAAAGACAAGCAGCUCAGUCCUCUAGGGUUUUGUCCUGUUUAUCAGCUACGCAUUUCUCCGGACUUUCUCCAGGAUGAAGAAGGUCUGCCUUAUGACUGGUGUUCAGUGAACCUCUUGCUUGUUUGGACUAUGUAAAUCAAAGUGAUUGAUGUAAACAACCCUUUUGCUUAGCUCUCUGGAUGGGUUGCCCAUCUGGCAGUGCAUAUGCGGUGGAAUUAUGCAGAUUCCCAACAUAGCAUC